Xyrauchen texanus (razorback sucker) is the source of this 4070-nucleotide messenger RNA. Its product is annotated as cGMP-dependent protein kinase 1. The record is from RefSeq and is a predicted model, not a curated record. Bases 211 to 2328 code for a protein of 705 amino acids. Gene Ontology annotation, molecular function: cGMP-dependent protein kinase activity; ATP binding. The transcript is spliced from 18 exons. NCBI's taxonomy places the organism in Eukaryota, Metazoa, Chordata, Actinopteri, Cypriniformes, Catostomidae. Gene Ontology annotation, biological process: protein phosphorylation.
ACGCGCUCCACAGCUGCGACUGACGUAUUUGGACAACAAAUGAAUGCCGUGUGAAACUUCAUCUCCUGAAUGCGAUCCUUGCUGGCUCCGUGGGUGUUUCCCCGCUUAUUCCUCCGAUAUAAGUGACCAGAAAGCUCACCGGUGGAUUCACGAGGUGUAUUUUGCGGCAUUCUCACGGGAUAUUAGACAGAAGCGUUUUGUUUUAAUUUCAUGACCGAAAACGGAGUAUUCGCUAAGUUGGUGACGGUUGUGGAUCAUUUACUCUGGGGAGACAUGGGCACUUUACGCGAUCUCCAGUACGCGUUACAGGAGAAGAUUGAGGAACUGAGACAGAGAGACGCGCUCAUUGAUGAACUGGAGUUAGAACUUGAUCAAAAAGACGAACUGAUUCAGAAGCUCCAGAAUGAGUUGGACAAAUACCGAUCAGUUAUCAGACCGGCCACUCAACAAGUCCACAAGCAGAGCGUCCUUCAAGAACAUCAGAGGACCAAGAGACAAGCGAUCUCAGCCGAACCAACAGCCUUUGACAUUCACGAUCUCAAUCAUGUCACGCUUCCUUUCUACCCAAAGAGCCCACAGUCUAAAGAACUCAUCAAGGAAGCUAUUCUUGACAAUGACUUCAUGAAAAACCUGGAGCUGUCUCAGAUUCAGGAGAUUGUGGACUGCAUGUACCCUGUGGAGUAUGAUAAAGAAAGCUGUAUCAUCAAAGAAGGCGAUGUGGGCUCUCUGGUCUAUGUCAUGGAAGAUGGCAAGGUGGAGGUGACCAAGGAGGGCAUGAAACUCUGCACAAUGGGGCCAUGGAAGGUUUUCGGAGAGCUUGCCAUUCUCUACAAUUGCACCAGGACUGCAACGGUUCAGACCCUCACAAAUGUGAAGUUAUGGGCCAUCGACCGCCAGUGUUUCCAAACCAUCAUGAUGAGAACUGGACUCAUCAAGCAGGCAGAGUACAUGGAGUUCCUUAAGAGUGUUCCAACGUUCCAAGGCCUUUCAGAAGAAAUACUCAGCAAGCUAGCUGACGUGCUGGAAGAGACGCACUAUGGUGAUGGAGAGUACAUUAUCAGACAAGGUGCCAGAGGGGACACGUUCUUCAUCAUUAGCAAAGGAAAGGUGAACGUUACUCGGGAGGAUACACCCAAUGGGACCCCGGUCUAUCUGCGAGCGUUGGGUAAAGGAGAUUGGUUUGGAGAAAAAGCCCUUCAAGGAGAAGACAUCAGGACGGCUAAUGUCAUUGCCGCUGAGGCCGUCACCUGCCUCGUCAUUGACAGAGAGUCCUUCAAGCACUUGAUUGGAGGUCUGGAAGACGUAUCAAACAAAGGCUAUGACGAUGCUGGUGCCAAAGCAAAAUACGAGGCGGAGAAUGUGUUCUUCUCCAACCUGAAGCUGGUGGACUUCAACAUCAUCGACACCUUAGGAGUUGGAGGAUUCGGACGAGUUGAGCUGGUGCAGCUCAAGAGUGAAGAGACCAAAACGUUUGCAAUGAAGAUUCUGAAGAAGCGACACAUCAUUGACACAAGACAACAGGAGCACAUCCGCUCGGAGAAACAGAUAAUGCAGGAGGCUCAUUCAGACUUCAUUGUGAGAUUGUACAGGACAUUCAAAGACAGCAAGUAUCUGUACAUGUUGAUGGAGGCCUGUCUAGGAGGAGAGCUUUGGACCAUACUUCGGGACAGAGGAUCAUUUGAAGACUCCACUACACGGUUUUACACAGCGUGUGUGGUUGAAGCCUUCGCUUACCUGCAUUCCAAAGGAAUCAUCUACCGUGAUUUAAAACCAGAAAACCUUAUUCUGGAUCAUAGAGGAUAUGCCAAGCUUGUGGACUUUGGCUUUGCUAAAAAGAUUGGGUUUGGGAAGAAAACAUGGACUUUCUGUGGAACACCAGAGUAUGUGGCCCCAGAGAUCAUACUAAAUAAAGGCCAUGACAUUUCAGCAGACUACUGGUCAUUGGGAAUCCUGAUGUAUGAACUCUUGACUGGAAGCCCACCAUUCUCAGGACCAGAUCCAAUGAAGACAUAUAAUAUAAUUUUAAGAGGAAUUGACAUGAUAGAAUUUCCAAAGAAGAUCACAAAAAAUGCAGGCAAUCUAAUUAAAAAACUAUGCAGGGAUAAUCCAUCUGAGAGACUAGGAAACUUGAAAAAUGGAGUCAAAGAUAUUCAAAAGCACAAAUGGUUUGAAGGCUUUAACUGGGAGGGUCUUCGCAAAGGAACUCUCACCCCUCCAAUUAUUCCUGAUGUGGCCUCUCCCACUGACACCAGUAACUUUGAUAGCUUUCCUGAAGACAACGAGGACCCUCCCCCAGAUGACAACUCCGGCUGGGACACUGAUUUCUAAAACUGAGUCUCAUAACUUACCCUGGAGUGUCCCGUGCCGUACAUCAUGCUCAAGGAGCACAGAAGAUAAGAGAAGAUGUUUAGUCCAGCUGUGUGACACCGAGAUGCCUUCACCCAUGCUUCUCCUGUCCUGCGGUGCCACUGGGGGCACCCAGAACCCUGCAGCGCCCCAUGGCUCCCGUAACUGUCCGAAUCAUAACGACUGGAGUCCAUAUUCCAAACACUGCCUCAGAAAUGGACUUGCACUGAUGUUUCAUAAACUAGUCCUUCAUAUUUUUUGCCAUGCUGUUUUAAUGAUUGCAGUAACAGACACUUAAACACUUAAAAGGAACUGUAGGUUAUGUAGAUGGGAUUUAUUUUAGGUAUGAUGAAAAUGUUCAUUUCCAUUUUGUCAUUUAUUUUAAAUGCAUACUCCUCUUAAACGUUCAUUCAGAUUCUUCUUCUGAAGGCUUGUGGAAGCUUAUAAUGUUACUUUUCUCUCUUUUUUUUAAUUUUUUUUUUAAUAUUCCUGGUUCAAUACAACUUAAACUCAGUCGACAGCUUUGGUGGCAUAUUGUUGAUUACCACAAAAAAAUGGUUUCGACUCGUCUUUCAAAAAAGCUAAAUUCUAGGUUACUUACAAUGGAAGUGAGUGAGGACAAUUUAACAGGUUUAAAGGCAGAAAUGUGAAGCUUAUAAUUUUACUGUACAUUAAUUAUUCUGUUAUUAUAUGAGCUGUAAAGUUAAGUCGUCAUUAUUACGGGUUUUGGGGUUAAUGAUGCCAAGGCAACGCAGUUAAAAUUUGACAACUUUCUCAGAAAAGGUUAGUUAGCCAUUUUAUCACACUAAAAUCAUGUUAGCACACACACUGUUUAUGUUGAUUAUAAGUGCCUGACAGUAACACUGAAUUUCGUAUCUUUUUUUAUGAAAGGAGGAACAAGUCAAAAUCUUAUUUAUUUUUUUAUUUUUUUAUCAACAUUAUGUAACAAAUGCUGUUGAUUGAUCUUAACUUGUAUUUAACCCGGAAUAUUCCUUUAAGAAAUAGGGAGUCUACCUUAACUUUGCAAUGAAUCAGCCAAGAUGCGACACAGUCUGAGCACCACAAGAGGGCAGGCUUUUUACUCAAAUCUGACCCAUUGUACUUAUCUACCUUGGGAAGGGUAGCAUUCAACUUCCCAGAUAAAAUGUAAGCUCAGAGUGAUGUCUACAAAAUUACAUAAUCCGCUCUAUUAUGAUACCAGACAUUCUUUUAGAAUAUUUACUUCCGUCAUUUUCUCAGAACAUUCAUGACUCUACACUCAUUGGCAAUGACGAGAUAGCCUGCGGUCUGUAAUAGCUUGAACACAAAGUGCUGUGCUGGAAAACCAAUUAUGUAAACUUAUUUAUUGUAGGACCAGGGGUAAAUAUUUAUGUGUAUAUGCAGUCGUAAUAUUUUUGUGAUAAUUGUAGAGAUUUAUUGUCAGAGUAAUAAAACUGUCCUAUUGCUUAGUUCUUUUUUUUUUUUUUUUUUGGAAUACAUUAUAACUGUAAGCUAUUUUAGUACGCUUUUUUCUCUCUGUUCAGCUUGCUUUCAAGAUGUAAAAGUUCACCAGACAAUUGUUUGGCAUUAUUGAAAGUGCCUUAAUGCAAUGGCAUCCAAAAUUUACCCCACAUUUGUUUUGAUGCUACACGACUAGGUCAGACACCUCAAAUUGUUCUUCUUAAUCAGUUGUGGCUUUUUUAAGGUUCUGAGAUUUAUAUGCCUUUUUCUUACAAUAAAGCAUC